GCUGCAUGAGUCUUGGUUGACAGGCCAUUUGAGUGGUUCGCCACAAUGUUAAAGCUACGACUUUUGACAUGGGAUGUGAAAGAUACUCUGCUUCGACUCCGGAUUCCUGUGGGCGAGAGUUACGCUGCUGAGGCCCGGGCCCGUGGCCUCCAGGUGGAAGCUGAAGCACUCAACAGAGCCUUCCGCCAGGCCUAUAAGGCUCAGGGCCAGCGCUUUCCCAACUAUGGCCUAGACAGAGGCCUUAGCUCAAAACAGUGGUGGUUGGAAGUAGUCAUGGAGACCUUCCGGCUCUCAGGAGUCCAUGAGGACAAGGUGCUCCUGUCCAUUGCAGAGAAACUCUACUGUGAUUACUGUAGCAAGCGCAACUGGGAGCUGCUACCAGGUGCCAGUGAGACCCUCCAGCAGUGCCGGCAGUUGGGCAUCCGCAUGGCUGUCAUCUCCAACUUUGACCGGAGGUUGUCAGAGAUUCUAGCUCAGUGUGACCUCCAGCAGCACUUUGAAUUUGUCUUGAGCUCUGAGAACUUGGGCUUUGCUAAGCCAGACAAGAGGAUAUUUCUGGAAGCCCUGCGGAUCUCUAGGGUACCCCCUCCCUUGGCUGCCCAUGUUGGGGACAACUACAUGAACGAUUACAGGGCACCAAGAGAGGUGGGAAUGCAUAGUUUCCUGAUUAAGACACUCGGGAAACCUGCCAGCUGGGAGACAGAAGUGCCUCAGGAGCACAUCUUGCCCUCACUUACAUACCUGCCCUCUCUUAUACAGAAAGGCUAAGCGAGGGACUUCAGUAUUUUGCAGAAUUACUGUUGAAGGACUUCUUGGAUUGGACCACUGCCAUUGCCAUCCUAAGCAGAAUUGCACCCAUUGAAGUCAAAGGGCUUAGAAAGGUCUUUAUGCUUAGGAUAUUACUGUUAGAAUAGCAUGGAGUUGCUUUUUUCGCUUCAAAAAUGUAGACAGCUAGCACAUCAGACAGAGGUUGUUACCACCAUGACAUCAUUCCUUCCCACACACAGUGGCUUUUUAAAUGGGCAAUCUUUAAAAAAUGCCCUGUC
Messenger RNA from Gekko japonicus, 1046 nucleotides. It is a transcript of the gene HDHD3, whose product is annotated as haloacid dehalogenase like hydrolase domain containing 3. The transcript is spliced from 2 exons. The record is from RefSeq and is a predicted model, not a curated record. NCBI's taxonomy places the organism in Eukaryota, Metazoa, Chordata, Lepidosauria, Squamata, Gekkonidae. The coding region runs from base 46 to 768 and encodes 240 amino acids.